AUGGCAUCCUAUGACUCUGCGUCCACAUCACUCAGCGUAGCUUCUCCUCCAAUUGAACGACACCGUCUCAGGCGUAAACGCUCUCCUUCCCCAUCAUCUCAACACUUCACCGUAAAUCCAUUUGCUGCACAUCGCCCAUAUUCCCCCUCAACCCGCGCGUCUGACAUCGCUCGCCUCCUUGACCCAACAUAUGCAUCACCUUCUCAUCAAUCAGCUUUCAAGCCACUAGGGUCCAGAACUGCUAUUAGAGAGGUUUAUGUUGAUCAUCACGGUGACCUCCACGACCCAGAUUUCCGUGACUUUCCCACUUUUGGUCAUGCGCACUCUAAACCGAGCUGGGAGCGGGCAUAUGCAGAUGAGAGUGAUGCAGAGGAAGAUGAGCAGAUCUUUCAGAGAAACGUAUCAAUUGAGAAGCAACGGAGACGGCCAUCCACUACCACCUACUACGCCGCUCCUGCAUACUACCCUUACGACGAGCCUUCGUCGUAUGAGUCGAGAAACAUAGCUGAAGUCGAUGAUGAAGACGAACAGCUAGAUCACCAUGAACGCGCACCUCUCAAGGAGAAGUGCUUUGCUACCCGAUCAAAGUCUCCUCAGACUGAGAAGGAGACAUAUCCUGAGAACCCUCAUAUCGAGGGACCUUUGCCUCUUGCAGCUGACAGCGACUUCACACCUACGUGUGGACAUGCUGUUCGCCGUCAGUGGCACGCAUUCACACUGAGCCUGCGCUUCAGUCUAUUCCGGACUAAGCGUAGAAUUCAGCGCAGGAUGUCUGGCUAA
Suillus clintonianus is the source of this 780-nucleotide messenger RNA. RefSeq lists its product as uncharacterized. The transcript has 2 exons. The coding region runs from base 1 to 780 and encodes 259 amino acids. The record is from RefSeq and is a predicted model, not a curated record. NCBI's taxonomy places the organism in Eukaryota, Fungi, Basidiomycota, Agaricomycetes, Boletales, Suillaceae.